UUUUGUUACAGAUUUAAAAGUCUACAACGAAAAGAAAAUAUUUUACUGAAGCUAAUCUUGGUGUACGUUAUACAUAAGCAACAACUAAUCGUUGCGUUUAGAAGAUAAAUUAUACAAUUGACUGUAAGCUAACUUCACUUGUUAUUCGGGCCAAGAAUGCGUAGUAGUACGGUGCAGAACGUUCCUGUAGCCACUGUGAACUGGUUGCAGAGACAGCGGCAUUUAGCCGCCCAGUGCUGAUGACUAUGGCCGAGGCUGCUGUCCAAAAGAAUUCUAGCACACAUGAUAACGCGGUUCACGCAAAGAAUCACGCUUACGUAUCAGCCCUGGUGGGCCGUUCCGGUGGAAAGCAGCGUAAACGCAAACGCCUGUCACAAGUACUAGAUAAAUUGACUACCGGUAUUAAUAUUAGCGCCAAUAUUGACGCUCCGUCACCACCUGCAUCUAACGUUGGAACUGUUACAAUCAAUAACAACCUUCACCAGCACGUCAAUAACAAUAUUAAGGACGAAGUGAGUAGAAAUGCGUUGAAAAAUAGUGCGAACCAUAAGAAUUAUCAUCUUAUGUCGAACGACGUCUUUCGCUUCGACAACAGCGGCGAGAAGGAAAGGUAUCAGGCAAGUCCUAGUGAAGACGAGGACGUGUUUAGCCCGACUGGUUCGAGUAAUAAAUCGCCACACAGUUCUAGUGAUUCUCCGCGCAUUUCGUUCAGUCCGUUGCGAUUAAAGGAGGACGAUGCUAGUUGUAGUCCUCCAUUGCCCAGACCCGCAUGUCCGUGUUACCAUUGCGUAACUGGAGUUGGUCACCAUCCGCCUUCAUUUCAUCCCUACGAUAGAUUUUUCCCAGCGUCACCUGUUUCGCCUCUCACGCCCGCAUCACCUGCACCUCCUACAUACAGUUUUGAACGUUACCUCCAUUCAAAGUACCUGCCAGAUAUCUUCCGACGAAGAAGUCAUUCGGAUUCCGAUUUGCCCUUAUGGUUUGAAGCAGCGAAGGCAGAAAGGCCAAGACCGCAUCAGGGAUGGACACAUCAUUAUCCUUUAAGUCUGACUACUGGAAGAGGUUCGCUAGAGUCUGAAGUGCCAUCACCACAAGACUCUCCACUAGAUUUAUCGCUUAAGGGCAAAGACAGGAUCGGUAGUAUGGAAUGUUUGGUUCCUCCUCCGCCUCUGCAGCUAUUGCCGUCAGGUUUCUUGCCUCCAAGAGGUGCAGUUUCAGUUCCUGUAGUUAAGGGCGACGUCGCGUCCCCGACGACGAAAGAAUCGGUCGCGUCGCGGUAUAAUCUCGAAGUGUCACCGGUGGUUGAAGAGAUGCCUCCCGGUUCGGACGUAGCAUACGUGUGUCCCGUGUGUGGUCAGAUGUUCAGUUUACACGAUCGAUUAGCUAAGCACAUGGCAUCGCGUCACAAAAGUAGGCAAAGUGCUGGCGAGAACGCGUCAGCGAAAGCGUACCUCUGCGAGGUAUGUAAGCGGUCGUUUGCGCGUAGCGAUAUGCUCACGCGGCAUAUGCGUUUACACACGGGAGUUAAACCGUACACGUGCCGCGUUUGCGGUCAAGUAUUUUCCAGGAGUGAUCAUCUGUCAACACACCAGAGGACUCACACUGGAGAAAAACCGUACAAAUGUCCACAGUGUCCUUACGCAGCGUGUCGCAGGGAUAUGAUAACACGUCAUAUGCGAACGCAUGCGCGUUACGAGCCCGAGGCGAAUGUUGCCGUUAAACCCGAGCCUCACUGAAGUAUGUAGUAUAUGCUCUCCAGUUACAUAUGUAUAAUCUCGAAUGAUAUCAUGAUAUCGUUUUAUUGUUAGUAAGUUAAGUAAGCGAAAUGAUGGAGUGAAAGGUUUAAGUAUGAAAAAGUAGAAUAGUGUCUCAAACUCUAUUCUGUCAAAUAUUGUAGACAAUACAGCCAAAAAAAAUUUUUUAAUAAAUUAUAUUGAAUUGAAAAAGCAUGGAGCCAGUGAAUUGAGAUGAAACGUUUUAUGUUUAUGUCCUUGCAUCAUCUAAUUCAUAAUUUUCUCAAAACCUGGAGUACUAGAGGCAGCAUCCUAAUACUACAGUAGGAAAUAAGAGGAGUGCCGCUACGUUUCUCUUUCUAACAUUAUCUGAGUGGCUUUCUCUUUCCCAGUGGCACUCUCUACCUCUUCACAUUGUCGUUAGAAAGAGAAAGGAUGUAGCGGCAUUCAUCCAACCAGACCUAACCUAACCUAAUUGGACAAUUAUUACGCGAAACAGAAUUUUAUUAAUACCAUCCCUUUAGUGUUGCAAAUUGGAUGAUCCCACAUUAAUAUCUGUAAAUUGGUCUGAUAUUUCAAUUCAAAAAAUUUUACUAGUCUUUGCUACAAAAGAAGUACAGUCCAUUUCAAUUUGUUGGAAUUGUGACCUUAAAGAAAUCUGCGCGAAGAUAGAAAGAAUACACACUAG
This is a messenger RNA of Agrilus planipennis (emerald ash borer), 2421 nucleotides long. It is a transcript of the gene klu, whose product is annotated as early growth response protein 1-A. Lineage: Eukaryota; Metazoa; Arthropoda; Insecta; Coleoptera; Buprestidae. Bases 240 to 1736 code for a protein of 498 amino acids. Gene Ontology annotation, molecular function: RNA polymerase II cis-regulatory region sequence-specific DNA binding; DNA-binding transcription factor activity. The transcript is spliced from 2 exons. The record is from RefSeq and is a predicted model, not a curated record. Gene Ontology annotation, biological process: regulation of transcription by RNA polymerase II.